Messenger RNA from Botrytis sinoallii, 879 nucleotides. RefSeq lists its product as uncharacterized. Gene Ontology annotation, cellular component: membrane. Lineage: Eukaryota; Fungi; Ascomycota; Leotiomycetes; Helotiales; Sclerotiniaceae. Bases 1 to 879 code for a protein of 292 amino acids. The transcript is spliced from 3 exons. The record is from RefSeq and is a predicted model, not a curated record.
AUGUCCUCCUCCUCGGCCCCGACAGACAGUCCAGUCUUCAAACUUUACCGCUACACGCCGAAUUUAGGAGCGGCCGUGGUUUUUCUGAUCGCCUUCGCAGCUACGACGUUGUAUCACAUAUACCAGAUGAUCCGGGCCCGAUCAUGGUACUUUACUCCUCUUGUGAUUGGCGGUAUUUUCGAAGUCGUCGGAUACAUCUUUCGAAUUCUGGCGCAUUCCAACCAACAAUCCAUUCCCAUCUACAGCAUCACCACGAUUCUAAUUCUGCUCGCACCGGCGCUCUUCGCCGCCUCGAUAUACAUGGUUCUCGGACGAUUGGUCGUCGCACUCGACGCAGAAGAUAUGUCGCCUAUCCGCAAGAAGUGGAUGACCAAGGUUUUUGUCACUGGAGAUGUCAUUGCAUUUUUGAGUCAAGCGGCCGGUGGAGGAAUUAUGGCUAGCGGAACGGCUAGCGCUCUGACGACUGGAGAGUAUAUUACGAUAGCGGGUCUGGCCAUCCAACUUGCCUUCUUCAGCGUCUUCAUCCUCACCGCGACUAUUUUCCAUCGUCGAUUCCAAAGAACCACAAAUACCGCGCCGAUGAGAAUGUCCGUUAAAAACAUGAUGAAUAACAAGAACUGGGAGGCUCUGCUGUACGUUUUGUAUAUUACGAGCGCACUGAUCCUGGUCCGUUCGGCUUUUCGCUUGAUCGAGUAUGCUGGUGGAAAUGACGGGUAUCUGCUUUCGCAUGAGGUUUUCGCCUACAUCUUCGACGCAACUUUGAUGUUUUUUGUAAUGGUGAUACUCAACAUUUUCCACCCAUCCGAUGUCAUGGGAGACAAAGCGACCUUGCAUGGAAGUACGGGCAUGUAUUUGCGUAACCGGGGUUCAGAAGUUUGA